This is a messenger RNA of Hippoglossus stenolepis (Pacific halibut), 923 nucleotides long. RefSeq names its product sepiapterin reductase-like. The record is from RefSeq and is a predicted model, not a curated record. Gene Ontology annotation, biological process: tetrahydrobiopterin biosynthetic process. The coding region runs from base 77 to 823 and encodes 248 amino acids. The transcript has 4 exons. Gene Ontology annotation, molecular function: sepiapterin reductase (NADP+) activity. Lineage: Eukaryota; Metazoa; Chordata; Actinopteri; Pleuronectiformes; Pleuronectidae.
CUUCACUUUCGCUUCAAAUUCCCUUUUUUUUAAGCGACCAUCAGUUUUUUUUAAACCUUCGAAAGAAUUUAGCAAAAUGGCGACUUUCGGGAGAGGGAUCUGUAUCAUCACAGGAGCGUCUAAAGGGUUUGGACGGGCGCUGGCUCAUGAAGUGUCCCACUCUCUGGAGCCUGGCUCCGUCCUCCUGCUGGUGGCUCGCUCUGGGACUUUGCUGCAGGACCUGAAGGAAGAGUUGCACAGCUUCAGUGAGAGACAGCAUCUGAUUGUUCACUGCAUCGCCGUCGACCUGAGCACCAGAGAAGGGGUGAAUGAAACAGUGAGGAUAGCGAGGCAGGAGGCUGUAAAUGAAAUUGAUCAUGUGCUCCUUAUCAACAAUGCUGGCUCUUUGGGUGAGAUUUCCGGAUUUGAGAACUUCACAGAUCUUGAAAUGGUGAAUUCCUAUCUGUCCUUUAACGUCAGCUCAGCUCUGGCGUUGACUGCAGGAAUCCUGCAGGUAUUUCCAUGCCGAGCCGGCCUGCGAUGGAACGUGGUGAACGUCUCGUCUAUAUUUGCACUGAAGGCCUUACCGUCCUGGGUUCUGUACUGCACCGCCAAGGCCGCCAGGAAGAUGAUGUUCAGCGUUCUGGCUGAGGAGGAACCAAAUAUCAAGGUCCUCAGCUAUUCACCAGGUCCGAUGGACACAGAGAUGCAGGAGGAUAUUCUGAGGUUAACAGGCACCCGCCAUUGUCUGUUACCCUGCCAGGAGUCUGCAGUCAAACUGGUUAAGUUGCUUCAUGACAAUGACUUUCCCUCAGGGAAACACCUCGACUUCUUUGAAGUGUGAUGUUCGUAUAAUUGAGAAUGAAGAAUCAUUAUUAACAAAUGUAUAUAACUAGAUUUUACAUGUGUGUGUGUGUAUCCAUGGCGAACUGUGAGUAUUAGAG